This is a messenger RNA of Strongylus vulgaris, 639 nucleotides long. The record is from the annotation of a GenBank genome assembly. NCBI's taxonomy places the organism in Eukaryota, Metazoa, Nematoda, Chromadorea, Rhabditida, Strongylidae.
AUGCAGGUAUCCACGUUUUGGCCAAAAUUUGCUAAACAUGGAAAAGCUGAUGUUACAAUUCGAGAUGUGCUUGACCAUAAGGCCGGAUUGGUGUCGUUUGGACCCGAGUUUGGCAUAGAAGAUGCUAGGAAGUCAGAAUUGAUCUCAACUUUGAUAGAAGAGGCGGUCCCCUUAUGGACACCUGGCACGAAACGAGGUUACCAUGCACUUUCCUAUGGAUUUCUAGUCGAUGAAGUGAUAAAACGCCUACAUCCACAGAAGCACAGCGUUUCGCAAAUUUAUGAGGAUGAAGUCUGGAGUGAAGCUGUUACCGAACUGCCUCUGAUAAGCUGUAUGGGAGUUGGAACUGCGGAAGGCUUUGCAAAAGCAAUACAUCAAAAAGGACUAAUUUCUAACGAAGUCUGGAAGUCACUAUGUUCGCCAACGACUAUAGACGAGGAAGACAUCGUGCUGUCGCAUAGGAAACCCUUCGGGCAUGGUUUUACGUAUGAACCACAUCCCGUUUAUAAAGGAAACGUAUCCGAAGGUUUCAGUAAUUUACACAGUGCUGCUAAGUUUUUCUUAAUUCAUUCAAAUAGGAGUGGAUUAUACGAAUGGUUGGGAAUGGGCUACAAGUGGUCGAAGUGGACAGAAGAAACG